Molecule: messenger RNA, 1618 nt
Organism: Esox lucius (northern pike)
Lineage: Eukaryota; Metazoa; Chordata; Actinopteri; Esociformes; Esocidae
Gene: emp2
Product: epithelial membrane protein 2
Exons: 5
Coding region: 167-661 (164 amino acids)
Cellular component (GO): plasma membrane
Source: RefSeq, a predicted model, not a curated record
GCCCCGGGAGCCGGGGGCGUGCACCUCUACUUGUUUUACUACUACGACCUACUAAACCCACCGUCACGUUUGCGCUACAUCACUCCGUCUCUCUCCUUCACCCCACAUCUGGCCCGCGACGUCUCUGAGCUUUACCGCCCUUAUUGGAGAUCAUUCCUUUACAGCCAUGUUGGUCAUAUUAGCCUUCAUCAUCCUCUUCCAUAUAAUCUCAGGCAUCCUCCUGUUCAUCAGCACCAUCAACAAUGCGUGGUGGGUGGUAUCUUCUGGGGCCAAUGUGAUCUACACUGAUCUCUGGUAUUCCUGUAACAUUACAUGUAUCCCAGUCAAGAACAGCGCUUCCACCGAAGCAGCGUACCUCCAGGCAGUGCAGGCCACCAUGAUCCUGGCCACCAUUCUGUGCUGUGUGGGGUUCUUCGUCUUCAUCCUCCAGCUCUUCAGGCUGAAACAAGGAGAGAGAUUCGUCUUCACCGCCAUCAUACAACUGCUCUCCGCUCUGUGUGUGUUGAUUGGAGCAUCCAUCUACACGGCGGAGAGAGAAGGCUUCACAGAGGAGUCGCUAAGGAAGGGAGCAUACGGCUCCUCCUAUGUCCUGGCCUGGGUUAGCUUCCCCAUGACACUCCUCAGCGGACUGAUGUAUCUGGUGCUGAGAAAACGCAAAUAGACGCCGCAACAUCCCAUAAUAUCCUGGAAACCCACUGUUUAUCCUCCGUGUGUCUGGUGCAAAGGAAACGUAUACACACAACAACAUCCCAUAAUAUCCUGGAAACCCACUGUUUGUCCUACAUGUUUGUAGUGUGGUUCCUUGUAGAGGAAAUGCUAAUGGACAUCCAUGACCACCCAUCUCAUGACCCAAUGAACCCAUAGAACAGCGCCCAGGCCACCCAUAGAACAGCGCCCAGUCCACCCAUAGAACAGCGCCCAGUCCACCCAUAGAACAGCGCCCAGUCCACCCAUAGAACAGCGCCCAGUCCACCCAUAGAACAGCGCCCAGUCCACCCAUAGAACAGCGCCCAGUCCACCCAUAGAACAGCGCCCAGUCCACCCAUAGAACAGCGCCCAGUCCACCCAUAGAACAGCGCCCAGUCCACCCAUAGAACAGCGCCCAGUCCACCCAUAGAACAGCGCCCAGACCACUCAUAGAACCUCCUGCAUGAAAGAACCCAAAAGUCCCACACCCUGGUACUGGUAAUGUGAAAAUGCUAACUUGACACAAACACAAAUAAGCACUCCAUCCCUGACUUUUGCACCAUCCUAAAGUCCCACUGGACCCAUUCCAAACGAUCUUACCCUCCUCAGCUCGUCUCCCUGUACCCUUCCUGUCCUCAUCUUUUUCCCUUGAAUAAAUAAUUAAAGGUACAUGUUGUGGGUUUGCUAGGGAACAGAGACAGGAAGACCAGGAAUGGAUUCUCUAUAGGACUGUUUGGGACACAACCUUAUAAGCUCCUCCCAUUCCAUUAAGCUCUGCCCUAAACUCCUGUAUGCUCCUCCUUCCAACUUUAUAUGCGCCUCCUAGAUCCUGAGUUACAGGAAUCUACUGUGUACAGCAGAGGUGUCAAACCGGUUCCAUGGAGGGCAGAGUGUCUGCAGGUUUUCGCUCUCACCUUGUACUUGAUUGAUU